UUCUGUUAGUUGUUUUCUUGUUGUCGAUGUGAAUAUGUCUCUGCCGCCGGGGGAGGCUAACGGUGGAGAAGUAACAUGCAGUGAGGGACCGAGAUCAAUUCCGACACCAUUUUUGACAAAAACAUAUCAACUAGUGGACGACAAAUCAAUCGACGAAGUGAUCUCAUGGAAUGAAGAUGGAUCUAGCUUUAUUGUUUGGAAUCAAACCGAGUUUGCUAAAGAUUUGCUUCCAAAGUAUUUCAAACAUAACAAUUUCUCAAGUUUUGUUCGUCAAUUGAAUACAUAUGGAUUUCGCAAGCUAGUCCCAGAUAGAUGGGAGUUUUUCAAUGAUUGUUUCCGGAAGGGUGAAAAAGGUCUUCUUUCGGAUAUUCAGCGUCGGAAAAUAGUGGCUCAACCUCAACCGCUGCGCACUGGUUCACCGUCGAUCUCCGGUGAAGAACAAGUGAUCUCGUCGUAUUCUCCUACUCCUUUGAACUCUGGAAGUACGGCAAUUCUUAUUGACGAGAACAAGAGGCUUAGAAGAGAGAACUUGUAUCUCAAUAAGGAGCUUAGCGAACUGAAGAGUUUAUGUAACAACAUAUACGCUUUGAUGUCGAGUUACAUGUGCAGUCGGCCGGAAAGUGGUUCUCCGGCGACAAAACCGGCGCUGGAUCUGAUGCCACUAAGGAAGAGAGACAUCGACGGAGACGGUGGAGAGAAGAGUCCGAAGUUGUUCGGAGUUCCGAUUGGCGUGAAGAGAUCAAGGGAUAGUGAAGAUGAAAAGAUGGAACAGAUGGACUUGCGGUUGGUAGGAGGAGAAGUAAAAUUAGAGCCUUUGGAUCAUCGGAAUGGUUGUGGUGAUCUUAGAAGGAGAAACGUUUGGUUAAAGAAGUAUGAUCUGACGAAUGAAAGGAAUUGUAAUAGAUUAGACGGCUGA
Impatiens glandulifera is the source of this 916-nucleotide messenger RNA. RefSeq names its product heat stress transcription factor B-2a-like. Gene Ontology annotation, cellular component: nucleus. The coding region runs from base 35 to 916 and encodes 293 amino acids. The record is from RefSeq and is a predicted model, not a curated record. NCBI's taxonomy places the organism in Eukaryota, Viridiplantae, Streptophyta, Magnoliopsida, Ericales, Balsaminaceae. Gene Ontology annotation, biological process: regulation of transcription by RNA polymerase II. Gene Ontology annotation, molecular function: RNA polymerase II cis-regulatory region sequence-specific DNA binding; DNA-binding transcription factor activity. The transcript is spliced from 2 exons.